Sitophilus oryzae (rice weevil) is the source of this 2356-nucleotide messenger RNA. RefSeq lists its product as uncharacterized. Bases 452 to 2014 code for a protein of 520 amino acids. Lineage: Eukaryota; Metazoa; Arthropoda; Insecta; Coleoptera; Curculionidae. Gene Ontology annotation, molecular function: zinc ion binding. The transcript is spliced from 8 exons. The record is from RefSeq and is a predicted model, not a curated record.
ACAAGGUAAGUAUUAAAGAGAGCGUCUUAAAUUUUAGGAACCUUCAAGAAUUUGAUGCUUGGAAGUGUUUAGAAAAUAGAGAAAUUGAUUAUGCUUGUCAUCGAAAAAUAAAAAAGGCCAAUGGAGAUGAAUAUGUAUAUUAUAAUUGUAAUAGAAGCGAUUCUAGGGGUUUUGAGAGUAAAUCAGUUGAACAGAACCCAAAGUCUGGAGGAAGUAUUCGCAUACAAGGAAUAUGCCCAGCAAGGAUAAUAGUCCAAAUCUGUGUUAAUGGGAUGAUUAGGUCCGAUACUUCGAAACUCAUGUUGGGUAUAAUAUAGAGUUGAGGAGUAGACGACUGACCAAAUCUGAACAACAGACAGUCGCAGAAAAAUUAAUAGCUGGGGUUUCCGUCAAUAGAAUUAUUCAGGAUGCAAGAAAAAUAGAAAACAGCACAUUGGAAAGGAUAAAUAUUAUGUCAAGAGGAGAUUUAGCAUAUUUAAUGAGAAAAUUUAAUAUUUAUAACCAAAGAGAUAAAGAUGGCAUGAUAGCAACUGCAUUAAAAGUUGAAGAAUGGAACAAGGACGGAAGGAAUUAUGCAUUUUUGUUCAAACAGAUUGGUACAAGCUAUCCAGGAUUAAAGGAUGAAGAUUUUGCAGUGGGCUUCAUGAAUAAUAUAAUGGAAAAAAAAUUGAAGGAUUUUUCAAAGAUCAUUUGUAUGGAUGGUACUCACGGAACUAAUAGGAGAAAUUGGGAGCUGACUACAGUUUUAGUAAAAGAUGAUCAAAAUAUGGGUUUCCCUGUGGCAUUUUUGGUAACUAAUAGAUUAGAUCAAGUAAUACAAAACAUUUUUAGAGAAUUAAAAUCAAGACUGGGACAAACUAUCGACGCUGAAUAUAUAAUGACUGAUGAUGAUCCAAAAUACUAUAAUGCUUGGACCUUGAACAUGGAAACAGAAGAAAAACCAAGAAGACUGCUUUGUACUUGGCAUGUGGUUAAAAAUUGGAAUAUACAGGGGAGAUCAAAAAUAAAAAAGCAGGAAAAUAGGCAAGCAAUGAAAAGAGAAAUGAGGAAGAUUCUAAAGGAGACGGAUAUUAACAAAUUUCUUAAAUUAACAAAUGCAUAUUUUAAAAAUUUGGAGGAUGAAGGUGAAAAUGAAUUUUUAACAUAUUUGCAGAAAUACUAUUUCCAGGACCAAAGUAGGAUUAUGAUGUGGGCACACUGUUAUCGACUGAAUGCAGGCAUAAAUACAAACAUGGCAAUUGAAAGUUUAAAUAAAGUCUUAAAAUAUAACAAAAUGAAUGGGGAAAGAAAUAUCAGGGUGGAAAAAUUGUUAGAUUUAUUGGAAGAACUUGUAGACGAUAAGAUGUGGAAAAGAAUUAUAAAUAGAGAAAGACCAAAUGCAAAUAAUUAUCAUCAUAAAAUAUGUGUGGAUGCACAUAAAAAAGGUGAAGAAAUGGUGGGUAAAGUGUCUUCUUUUGAAUUUGGAAUGUAUAAGAUAGAGUCAAGCACAGUAAGUAAUAAGUUUUAUGUUGUGUCCCACAAUGAAAUUUGUGAUGAUAAUUGUCGAGCAGUUUAUUGUAACAAAUGUAAGGUAUGCAUACACAGGUAUACAUGUCAGUGCCCUGAGUACUUAGUGAAAACUGCAAUGUGUAAACAUAUACAUGCUGUUGCCACAUUUGAGCAGAGAAGCGAGUCUGUUUCAGGUUCAAUUGAUAGCCAGGAAGAUAAUAAUUUGUACCUUGAACAGCCAGCAAGUACAUCUCAAUACAAUAAUGAAUUGGACCAUUUUAUUCAAGAGAGGGAAGUCAAUGAUGAUUUAUAUGUAGAUAAUGAAAGAAGACGUGAGAUUAUUUUGCAAGAAAUGUGCAACGAUAUCCGUAGUUAUGGCAGUAAUUUAAAUAAUAACGAGUUUGAACAGUUUGUAGUUAGAUUUGCAGAUUUUAAAAAAAGUUUGAGUUUCACAAGCAAUAUUGAAAUGUCAAGAAAAAGAAAAAUAGAGAAACAGGUUUAUUUUCCAAAUAAAAAAUCUAAAUAAGGUCUGUUAAAAUUGUAUAAGUCAUAUAAAGAAACAUUUAUAUGGAUAUUUAUUUUUCCAGAUUCCUUUACUUUUAUUUACUUGGUUGUGGUGUUUACAGAUAGAAGCAUGUUUUUUUGUUUUAACCAAAUACUUUAUUUUUGUGAUGAUGGUUUAUGGCAUGUUCAUUGUUUAUUUUGGUGGUGGAAUUGUAACAGAAUAAUAUAUUCAGAUAACUCGCCUGUUAAAAAAAAGACAUUUAAUUUUAACACACUCUGUAUACAUUUUCGUUUCUUGUAAUAUUUUGUGUUAAAGCUUUGCCUGAUUUAAUUUGACAAUUGUAUUAUAUAACAUUUGUAUGUA